Polistes dominula (European paper wasp) is the source of this 4274-nucleotide messenger RNA. RefSeq lists its product as uncharacterized. NCBI's taxonomy places the organism in Eukaryota, Metazoa, Arthropoda, Insecta, Hymenoptera, Vespidae. The record is from RefSeq and is a predicted model, not a curated record.
AAAUCAAAAUAAUCAUCGAAAUGUUUGAGAUUAUUGUAGAACGUUUAAAAACAGUCGAAUUUUGGCGCAUUAUCGAAAUUUUCCGAACAUACACGAGGCCUCAUCUCGUAGUAGUAUUCGUGAACCGAAGUUAACCGAGGAGGUCGGGAGCGACGGACCUCGUAUGACGUAACGUUGGUAGCACUGCGUAAUCGCUUGUGUAUCUUUGCCCCGUCGCGUCGUCUGCAUUAAAGGGGCAAGUGACAGGUCUGGAGCUAUAUCGUUGACACUCGUGGGUGCGUAAGUACGUAAAACGGCGUCGGCCUCGGGGAAGGAGGAGUCGUCGAAUGAGAAUCAAAUAGCAAGUUCUAAGAGACAUUAAAGGGUUUCUCAUAUUACCGAAAAAGGGCGUUAUCUUGAAUAAGAUUUAAAAAAAAAGGGAAAAAAGAAAAAAAAGAUAAAAAUAAGGGACUGGGGAUAAUAGAAAAAGGGACUUAACCGGAACAAAAGAAAUACGGGGGAAUAGAGUGUCGUAGUAGAAUCGCAGUAGUGUGAGAACAAGUAGGAACUUGUUAAGAGAAGAUUAUCCGUAAAUACGGAGAAAAGGACGGGACGGAUGCUAAGGAGGAGAAGAAUUCUGAAUGAUUGGUGACGAUUCUUAAACGAUUUAAGAAAGUAAUCGAGUCUCGGUAUUAAACAUAAUAAUUCUCUUAUAUAGAAAUAUAGAAAAAGAGUGUGAGAAAGAAAGAGAGAGAGAGAGAGGGAGAGAGAGAGUGUGAAAAAAGAUUCCGCGUAAACGAAAACGCGUUGAACGUUUUUGUAUUCCUAGCGGUGCUUCGGUUCGACGACAACGACGAUCUAGAUUAGGACGACAAAUACUUAUAUAUCAGGGAGAGAGGCAAUAAUGUCGUAUCAACAUUUUUGGGAUAGAAAAGGUACUUGAAUGAAGUGGAUGUUCAAAAAGAAAGAGACAGCAAUGUUGUGUUGCACCAAUCCCGUAUGGAUCGAGGAUAAAUAUAAACGAAGAUAUUAAUAAUAAAUACAAACGGGAAAAGAGAUAAAUCUCUAGAGUUUUGUUUCUUUUCUUUUUUUUUUUAUAAGAAAAAUAUACAAAAGUGAUUUAUGAAAGACUAUUAAUAAAUUGUAGCGCAGUAUUAAUUGUUCGUUAAUCGGACGAUACUCGUUGAAAAAAAGACUAUUUGAAAAAUAAUAGUAAUCCAAAGUGUUAGGAGAAAGUGGAACGCGCGACAGUAGAGGGACAAAAGAGGAUUCGGCAUGUUCUGUGCCGGUGUCAAAAGUUGGCUCGAAACAUUGGGCGGGGAGGUGGUGGAGGCGGAGGAGAAAGAGGAAGAGAAAAAGGAAAAGAAGGAAACAGUGAGGGAAGAAGAGGUGAAUGUGAAGGUGGUUAAGAAGGUGGUGCUAGUGUUGGAGGAGGAAGAGGUGGAGAAGGAGGAGGAGGUAUGGAAGCUGAAACCGGUCGAGCGUCGUCUCAUCACCAGGGGCUGCAGCUCACCCUGCCAUCCCCGGGAAUCUCCGGAUUGGACGUCGUGAGAGCUCUGCAUCAGACGGUUAUAUCAUUGCGAUCCGCAUUGGAUUCAUCGCGCGAAGAACUACGUCGAUUGAAGGAAAGCGUUGGUGAAUUUUCCGAGGAAAAAUACGUCGAGGUGGUUGAAAGGUUAGCCCUGGAGAACCACGUUCUAAGACGUAAGAUCCUUAGCAGAAGUACCGACUUUUCCAACGAUGCUGCUACGAGUCCACAGCCGCCGUCGCACCAGCCUCGUUUCGUUCCACUUCAAGUAGAAGACCCUACCGAGCAAUCAUCAUCAGCAGCAGCAGACACGGCUAGCGCCACGAUGGAUGCGUCAGGGAAUAAAAUUGUCGUCGACGAGACGUCAGAAACGAUCAGAACGAGUGCGACCCGGCGAAGUAUCGGUAGCUCCAGUUUUGAAAUUCAAACUGGUAGUGCAUCGGUAAUACGCCGUGCUCGUCCUGAGUUUCCAUCCUUAUCAUCGGAAACAAUAACUCAACAACAACAACAACAACAAAUAGAAGAACAACAUCAACAGCAUUCCUCAAGGGAUGGAAUACAAUCUAGAUGUAGUCUAGGUCAGGAAGAGUCCGGUACCAGUCGUUUAAUAUCAGUGCUGUCUAAAGAGAGUCAAGAAGAUAUUUGCGAGGAUGAUGUUCAGGACGAUGGUCAGGACGAUAACGAUGGUUCUGUUGUAAUAGAUCGUCUUGAUUUACCGGAAAAAGAUAGUGAAGAUUUGAGCCUUAGAUCUGUUUCCGACGGUGAUAAUUCUGUCUUCAGUGAUAAUCCUGAACCACAGUCGCCGCCGCAGCAAAGAUCUGUGCAACAACAAAGUCAACAACAGCAACAUCAGCAACAACAACAACAGCAACAACAGCAACAGCAGCAACAUCAGCAUAGGCAACAGAGUCAAUCGGGUGAACAAGGGAAAUUAAAUGAUCAAUCUGAAAAUGAUUCUGAGGAACUCGAUGACAUAGAGUUAAUAUUUACGACAGAUGAUACGUGUAGGGAUUUAGGACUUCAAGAAGAUCUCGUUUCCAUAACAGAAACUGAUGCUUGGCAGCAACCAAAUCCCGCUGGGCAACCGGCACUUCUAAAAUAUACCAAAUCUUCCGAAGGAGAGUCUCUUGUUUGUAACGGUGAUAAGACCAGCUCUGUUGAAGAAGCAGUCUCAUCUCAAAGCUCCAGUAUCGAUCGGGAAGAAAGCGUCGAUCGAUUUGACGAGAGUUCUAGUACCAGACUAAACAAGAUGUGGUCUCAAUGUUCCGUUCUUGUUGAAACUGACAUCAGCAAGUGUGGUGUACUGGAGGAACCUGAACAUUCAACUAGGCAUGCAACUAGAAGAAACACUUUGGCUGCACCUCCGACUGCUUACAGGCCAAUAAUACAUCGGGAAGCUUUGGCUGGUGGUAGAAGAAAAAGUUCAGCACCUCUUCGUCCUGUAAUGGAUCGUAGUAGUGGUGCCAAACGUGAGUCAGGAGCACAAACCGACAUUUCGGCCCUCCCGGCACAAUGGCGUUCGGAAAGUUAUCUCGCACAUAAAGUGGCUCACACGUUUACAACGCUUCCAAGUAAAUUCGCAUUGCCGACUGGUGUAUCCGGAAGGCUAAGGUUGUCUGACAAGACACGCGAAGCAAGACGAGUUUUACUCUCGGACAUCAGUUUCACCAGCAUGGUACCAGAAUUGUCAAGAAGUGCUGAUCAUCUUUGUCACGAUCCUCAUGCACAGAAAAAUAUCAACGUGUUCCAGACUUGUUUAGGAUCUCGAGGAUGUGGACACCGUACACCGGAAGUACAUCGUCGCGAAUCUUUAGGAUCACCAGCAGGUUAUUGGCCUCGUUGUAAUCUAGGAACGACUUUACCAAGUCCUUGCGAUUGUCGUUUGUCGGCUGAUCUCUAUUCCUCGAGGUACCGAGGUUCCUUGAGCUCGAUACCAUCGCCAGGAUUAGAAGUCGUCAGUGGUCCACCAAGGAGACACUCUUGGAGAACAACAGCAACUUCUUUCGAUGCAUGGAGAGUUCCUGUUGCUACUUCUACACCUAGACCAACUUGGUCAUCUAUGCCAUCUUCUCCAACUCAUGUUCAUCCUCCUGCAACUUCGAGAUCAUCGAAGAAUGUACCAAAGAGAACACGCUCGAAAGUCACUUUUCAAGAGUGUCCAAUGACGCGUGGCAGUUUACCUAACUUGCGCUCAGACAUAGUAGGUGCCGGUGACAAUAGCGGAGAUUCAACGGAAUCUCUGAUAGACGAGGCGGAGGAUUAUUUGCGUCGAAGUAUUGAUUCUAUGCUGACCAUUUCGAGUACCAGUGCUAGUACGGAUUAUUGGAACAGACAAAUAGCAGCCAGGAGGAGAAGAACUCGAAGGCACUCCGAACCUGAUCUUGCACGCGAAUGGACUCCCCCUCAGGAUGCGAGACCCUACCUGCCAAAGAUACCAAGAGAUCUGAAAUUAGAUCAUCUUGUCAAAGUAAUAUCACCGGAAGGAAGAGUCCUUCAAGGUCGUGUCCGAUACGUUGGUCCAGUUCCUGGUCGAGAGGAUUCUCAUGUUGGUGUUGAAUUACCAAACGUCACUGGUUCCUCCGAUGGCACAUUUCAUGGUAGAAGAUUUUUCGAUUGUGAACCAGAUCGUGCGAUUUUCGUACCGUUUAAAAAGGUGGUCUUGGCUUGGUGUAACGCCUGACCCGAUGUGUUCACCCCCAAAGUAACACCGAAAAUUUUACUAUCACAAUAUACAAUGUAAAUGUGGAUAAAACGGUAUGUACGUAGA